UAAACUGCCAGCUAGCUCAAGGCUUGCGAAACACAAACCUUGUCAUUCAGUGACUGACUGUAGUCUAGUGAAAAAGGAAAAGCUGAAGAGUAAACAACCAAGCAUCAGUUAACUUUCGCUCCUUUUUGAAUGCACAUUUCUCUUUUGAUCGUUUGCCAAGCGCAUGCCCAGUUUUCCAGACAGUGCAGUUUCACCAAGGAAGAUGACGACCUCGUGGAGUGACCGGCUGCAGAACUAUGCGGACCUUCCGGCCAACAUGGACGGGCUAGCCAUGAAGAAAUACAGGAGAGAGCCAUACCACAGGGUGUUUGUAAACAGAAGCUUGGCCAUGGAGAAGAUCAAAUGCUUUGGCUUCGACAUGGACUACACUUUGGCAGUUUACAAGUCUCCGGAGUACGAGUCUUUGGGCUUCGACCUGACGGUGGAGCGCCUGGUGUCCAUCGGUUACCCCCAGGAGCUGCUCAGCUUCGUCUACGACCCCGCCUUCCCCACCAGGGGCCUGGUGUUUGACACCAUGUACGGUAACCUGUUGAAGGUGGAUGCCUAUGGAAACAUCCUGGUCUGCGUCCACGGAUUCAAUUUCCUGCGCGGGCCUGAGAUCAGAGAGCUGUACCCCAACAAGUUUAUCCAGCGAGACGACACCGAGCGCUUCUACAUCCUCAACACCCUCUUCAACCUGCCAGAAACCUACCUCUACGCCUGCCUGGUGGACUUCUUCUCCAACUGUGACAGAUAUGCUAGCUGUGAGACAGGAUUCAAAGAUGGUGACCUCUUCAUGUCCUUCAAGAGCAUGUUCCAGGACGUGAGAGAUGCAGUAGACUGGGUCCACUUCAAGGGAACCCUAAAGGAGAAAACGGUUGAGAACCUGGAGAAGUAUGUUGUGAAAGAUCCUAAGCUUCCUCUGCUCCUGAGCCGUAUGAAUGAGGUUUCCAAGGUGUUCCUGGCCACCAACAGCGACUACAAAUACACAGACAAAAUCAUGACCUACUUGUUUGAUUUUGCACACGGCCCAAAGCUGGGGACACCUCACAGGCCUUGGCAGUCCUAUUUUGACCUGAUCCUGGUGGACGCGAGGAAGCCCGUGUUCUUUGGGGAGGGCACCGUGCUGAGACAGGUGGACACUACUACGGGGCGUCUGAAGAUCGGGACCUACACGGGGCCCCUGCAGCACGGCAUUGUCUACUCCGGAGGCUCCUCUGACAUCGUGUGUGACCUGCUGGGUGCCAAGGGCAAGGACAUCGUCUACAUCGGGGACCACAUCUUCGGGGACAUCCUCAAGUCCAAGAAGCGGCAGGGCUGGAGGACCUUCCUGGUCAUCCCGGAGCUGGCCCAGGAGCUGCACGUCUGGACCGAGAAGAGCCCUCUCUUUGAGGAACUCCAAGGCCUGGACAUUUUCCUGGCUGAACUCUACAAGCACCUGGACAGCAGCAGCAACGAGAGGCCCGACAUCAGCGCUAUUCAGAGACGGGUGAAGAAAGUGACCCAUGACAUGGACAUGUGCUAUGGCAUGAUGGGUAGCCUGUUCCGCAGUGGCUCUCGUCAGACGCUGUUCGCCUCGCAGGUGAUGCGCUACGCCGACCUGUACGCCGCCUCCUUCAUCAACCUCCUCUACUACCCCUUCAGCUAUCUCUUCAGGGCCGCACACGUGCUGAUGCCCCACGAGUCCACGGUGGACCACACGCACGUGGAGAUGGACGCCGAGUCGCCCUUGGCCACACGCAACCGCCACUGCACCGACUGCAAGGACCUGGAAUGCAAGCGCAACCAGCUGACGCGCUCCAUCAGCGAGAUCAAGCCCCCGCACCUCUUCCCCUCCACCCCGCAGGAGAUCACCCACUGUCACGAUGAAGACGACGAUGAGGAGGAGGAGGAGGAGUAAAGCGGUGGUGGUGGUGCCACCACCCACUGCCACGAUGAAGACGACGAUGAUGAGGAGGAGGAGGAGGAAGAGGAAGAGGGCAGUGGUGGAGCCACCCACUGCCACGAUGAAGACGACGAUGAUGAUGAGGAGGAGGAGGAGGAGGAGGAAGAUGGCAGUGGUGGAGCCACCCACUGCCACGAUGAAGAUUAUGAUGAUGAGGAGGAGGAGGAGGAGGAGGAGGAAGAUGGCAGUGGUGGAGCCACCUACUGUCAUGAUGAAGACGAUGACUAGGAGGAAGAGGAGGAGAAAGAUGGGAUUGGUGGUGCCACCCAUUGCCAUGAUGAUGAUGAUGAUGAUGACGACGAGGAAGAUGAUGGUGUCAUGACCAUGAUGAAGAUGCGGAAGAAGAAGAGGAGGCGUGAUAUGAGGAUGAGGAUGGUGAUGGAGCUGAUGGUAGUGCCAGCCAGACUGCUAGCAAGAUGCUAGCCUGAAAUUGCUUUCCUCGGUAAGAGGAAGAGGAGGAGUAAGAUUGGGGGGGAUCAUGGUUGUGAUGGUGGUGGUGCUAGUUUCUUUGAGACAUGCGAGCCUGAUAUGAUUUUUUUUUUUCUCAUGUGUGAGCUUAUCAUCUGUAUUUUUUUAGUAAAAAAGGAAAAAAAGACCUUUGUGAGAAAAGAGAAAGGAGUCUUUAAAAAAAAAAAAAAAAAAGCUUGAUCAUCUUAGUGAGAAGUGGAUGCACAAGUUGAGCGUGCAUGAGUGAUUGUAAAUCAAUGUAGACAUUCUGCAAUGCUAUGGAAGGGGUGAGAAUGGAGUGGACGACACAUUACUGUGGUAGGACGAUAAGAGUAUCACCGUUUUUUCUUGUUAAUACGUAUACAGUAAGAAACGGUUAAAACGGUUUCCUGUGUUGCAUCUCCACCACCUUGCAUAAAAACAGCCAUGGAGAAAAGCCUCAGUCAAUGGACAGGAAGGUAUGACUGAGAUAUUUUUAUUUUUCUUGUAUGCAAGAAAUGGAGAAAAAAAAGAGAAAAAAAAAUGCUUUCCUCAUUACUCAACCAUCACCAUUGCAAAAAUGAGCCGUGCAGGAAAACCUUUGUAAAUCAUGGAGGAAAGAAAAGGGAGAUACAAACCCUUGCUGAUAAACUGCAUACUGUAUCGGACUGUAAUGGGUUUGUCUGAAACCCUGGCGUGAUCCUUUGUGUGAAACGAAGGGGAGAUAGACCCCGUGUGCAUUCCAAUAUGCACACUCCCGUCCUCCACUUGUGCUUGUGGCCUCGCCCCGCCUCCUGGCCCCGGCGCCGUGGAGAAAACAAUAACGUUUCCUAGCUGUCACCUAGCCAAAACAACUUCUGAGGGACUGUUUUUCAUUCACCAUCCCGAUUGCAAAUGAAAAAAUUACAUUACAAUAGUGCUUUUGCAAGAAAUUGAAUUUAUUUUCUGUCGUCCAUGACAUCAUCAUGAGGUCACAAGCAGGCAAGGGAGGACGGAAGUCUGCAUAUUGGAAUUCACCCCUGUGUUGGUUGCUAGGCAGCAGGCUUGUACGAAAUUCCGAAUGGAAAGAAUUUCAAUUCAAAGUAAUGCCAUAAUACGAACACUAGGUGGUGGUGUUCUAUGUACUUUCAAUGGGUAGUGUAGAUUAAAUUCAAAGAAAUUCAAGGUAAUGGCACCACCUAGUGUUCGUAUUAUGGCAUUAUUUUGAAUUGAAAUUCUUUCCAUUCGGAAUUUCGUACAAGCCUGCUAGGCAGCACUGCAUUGGCCAGGUCCUUCAGAAAACACCUGGCGUGAUGAAAGCAGGUCAUGAAAAUUACUCAUAAAAAUAGACAAAAAAUUGCAGAGGAAGAGAAAAAAAAAGAUUUUAUAUUUUGUGAUGUCAUAAGAAUUCAUGUUGUGUCUUUUAUUGUUAAAGAGGAUCAACUACAGGUUGAGGUAAAGGGACAAAAAAAAAACGGUUGUAAACAGGGAAUGUAGGUGCUGCUUGGGAAAAAAAGAUAAUGGAAAAAAAGAUGAAUGAAAAAAAAAUAACAGGAUCAACAAAUGACCCUGUUAACACACUCACACACUCUGUUAGCAAAGGAACUCACUGUGGAAGGGUUUUUUUUACCAUUGGGCCUACUAGAGCAUUCACAUAUAGUAGAACGGUUAUUCCUCAGCGUUUACGUUCCGAUUAUUUCCGUUUCAGAUUUUAGACAGGAUAAUGUAGGUUAACAACACUGCACUACUUGGUAUUAACACAUAAUCACAGCAGGAAAGUAAAAAAGAUAAUUUAGUUGUACAAUAGACCACCAUGUCAGAGUGGUCAAAGUGAUGCAGUGAUACAUGAUUAAUGCAGUAUGAAACACACACACACACACACACACACACACACACACACACACACACACACACACACACACACACACACACACACACACACACACACACACACACACACACACACACACACACUUGUGAAAGACCCAUGCACGUUGUAUGUGUAUUUUUGCUUCUUUUAAAAAUAACUGUUGUUUGCAUAUGAAUACUGCAGAGGUUGCCUACUGCCCUUUCAAAUGUGUCUGAUCAUGCGGAAAGAAAGCACAGUAUUUUUAUGCCAUGUCAGUCCAGACUCUGGCACACGCUCGAGUGUGAUUCUUUCUUUUUUUUAAACUUUGACUUUUCUUUUGUGACCAUUGCUUGAGCGUUGGUUUGGCAGAUUUGUCUUUUUUCAGAAAAAGAGAAAAUGAAUAGAUUGCAGAGGGAAAAAAUUAAAAUAAAAGAAAAACCUCA
Molecule: messenger RNA, 4621 nt
Organism: Engraulis encrasicolus (European anchovy)
Lineage: Eukaryota; Metazoa; Chordata; Actinopteri; Clupeiformes; Engraulidae
Gene: nt5c2b
Product: 5'-nucleotidase, cytosolic IIb
Exons: 18
Coding region: 164-1879 (571 amino acids)
Molecular function (GO): 5'-nucleotidase activity
Source: RefSeq, a predicted model, not a curated record